Exophiala oligosperma is the source of this 714-nucleotide messenger RNA. RefSeq names its product 60S ribosomal protein L32. Gene Ontology annotation, molecular function: structural constituent of ribosome. Gene Ontology annotation, biological process: translation. The record is from RefSeq and is a predicted model, not a curated record. Gene Ontology annotation, cellular component: ribosome; cytosolic large ribosomal subunit. Bases 62 to 457 code for a protein of 131 amino acids. The transcript is spliced from 3 exons. NCBI's taxonomy places the organism in Eukaryota, Fungi, Ascomycota, Eurotiomycetes, Chaetothyriales, Herpotrichiellaceae.
CUGACUUCAAUCUCAACCUUUCCGACUUUGCUUCAGCUAUUCAUCCCACAACACCGGCAAGAUGGUGUCCGCAAAGAAGCACGUUCCUAUCGUCAAGAAGCACCCCAAGUCGUGGUUCAGACACCAGUCCGACAGAUUCAAGUGCGUGCCAUCAGCAUGGAGAAAACCAAAGGGUAUCGACAACCGAGUCCGAAGACGAUUUAAGGGCCAAAUGGUCAUGCCAUCGAUCGGUUUUGGCUCAAACAAGAAGACCCGACACAUGAUGCCCUCAGGCCACCGAGCAUUCCUCGUUCACAACGCCCGCGAUGUCGAAAUCCUCCUCAUGCACAACCGAACAUAUGCCGCCGAGAUCGCAUCCGCUGUUUCUUCGAGAAAGCGAGUCGAAAUCGUCGCCAAGGCAAAGGCUCUGGGCGUCAAGGUUACCAACCCCAAGGCUAAGAUCACCACCGAGUCAUGAGCUGGAGAAUACUGAGGAUGUGUUGAUAUGGCUUUCUGGGUGGAUGAAAGGAUGAUAAAUGAGGUCAAUCAAAGCGCGGCCUCGAUGGAUCUAGCAUGUCUAGGAUGAUGGAGUUUGUCAAUCUUACGGCUGCUGCUCAUUCUUGGGCUCGAUCCAAUGCAUCUGGUCGGCCUGAAGAAAACAAAAAAGAAAAUGAUACCAUUUCAGCCAAUUUUCCUUCGGACUGCAAAAUGAUACCAGAUCUUCAUUAUCGAGAG